Bactrocera tryoni is the source of this 942-nucleotide messenger RNA. RefSeq names its product glycoprotein-N-acetylgalactosamine 3-beta-galactosyltransferase 1-like. Gene Ontology annotation, cellular component: membrane. The record is from RefSeq and is a predicted model, not a curated record. NCBI's taxonomy places the organism in Eukaryota, Metazoa, Arthropoda, Insecta, Diptera, Tephritidae. Gene Ontology annotation, molecular function: N-acetylgalactosaminide beta-1,3-galactosyltransferase activity. The coding region runs from base 1 to 942 and encodes 313 amino acids. The transcript has 4 exons.
AUGGCCGCUGAAACCUCUAUGCCGGUGAGGAAACGACGUUUGCUGGUACAUUUCAUCACGGGUCUGGUUAUUGGCGCCCUGCUAGCCGUAGUCGUUUCGUUUUGGCGCCCAUAUCGCCGCGAACUCAUCCAAGCUAAUACACGCUAUAGGCAGAGUCACAUGGUUGCGAUGAAAAACGAUAAUAACAGCAUACCGACAGACCUGAGUCAAGCGGUACGUGUGCUCUGUUGGAUCGUGACAAAUCGGGAGCAUCAUAAAUCUAGAGCACAGCAUGUAAAACGUACAUGGGGACGACGCUGCAAUAAACUAAUCUUUGUGAGCUGGCAGAAUGAUCAAGAAUUGGGAAUUAGGCAGGAAGACUCGUUAAAUUCAUGGUCAAAAAUACAGGCGGUGCUUAAAUAUAUACACGCAAACCAUUUGGACGAAGCGGAUUGGUUCUUUAGGGCGGAUGAUAGGACUUAUGCAAUUAUGGAAAAUAUGCGAUACUUUCUCCAUACCUAUUCGCCGGAGACGCCUAUAUAUUUCGGGCACAAAGUUAAGGAUCACAUUUCCGCUAAUGCUGGCUAUGUGCUUAGUAAAGCGGCGCUUUGGCGUUUCGUCGAAAAAGCUCUACCAAAUGACAAGCUUUGCAUUCGGAACAGCACCCGUACAGAGACCGUGGAGCUGGGUGAAUGUCUGAAGAACGUUGGUGUAAUGGCUGCCGGCUCACGUGAUCAGCAUGGUUGCGCCCGUUUUGUAUCAUUUCAUCUUAAUAAAUACCUAACGUCUUGGCGUAGGGAUUACACCAUCUUCAAAAGCGCAGAGGACUUAACUUGCUGCUCGCAGACAGCCAUUGCCUACAAUUUCGUCUUGCCGUAUAAAAUGUAUUUACUGGAUCAUUUCAUAUAUCACAUGAGAACCAACAAUACCGUAAUUGCACCAAUAUCACUGCCGUUACGUUGA